CCAGUUUCAGUUUAUUAAACCUCGACAACGUAUCGUGUCGUUUAAUUUUAUUAUAAAAUAAAAAAUAUAUAUAUAAAAGAAAUUUUUUUGAAAAUAAUCAUAAAUAAAUAAAAAAAAUUUAAAAUAAACUUUAAAAAUGAGUAGAAUUGCUUUUUUCAAUUUAAUAUUUAUGCUUUUAAUAAUUUUAACUCAGACGCUCAUAUCGAGUGUUAAAAUAAAAAAGUUUUCAAUUCCAAUCAGUGAAUCAAAAUUUGCUUUCGUUCAGAAUUAUAAAUAUUUUGAGAGUCAUAUUGCUAAAUCACAAUUUUUAGCACCAUUAACAAAUCGACUGAAAGAAUUAACAUUCAUACAUAUAAUUGGAAAUUUCUUAGAUAAAAAAGAUUUUUCAAUUAAUUUACAAAAUGGAAAUUGCCGUAGCCCAGCAGAACCACAUCAAUAUACUGGAUUAUAUUGUGAUAUACAAUUUCAAUUAGCAAGUUAUCCAUAUGAAAAUGCAACAUUAUUAAAACGUCAAACAUUUUAUAAUAAUGAAUAUCAUAAUACAAUUAUAGAUGGCGGUACUGUUUUUAAUAAAAGUGAUAAAGAUUUUAAAGUUUUAAUAAUAAUUAGACAAGAAUUUUUAGAAAUUAAAAUCAAUGAUAAAUAUUUUGGUUUAUUUUUUUAUGAUCAAACACAACCGAUACAUCGAACGAAUCAUAUAUUAAUAACGAGUGCAAUAGUUAAAAAUGCUGAAGUAAGAGAAUUUUUAUUGGUUAAUGAAUAUGAAAUAGAAAAUAAGAAUUAUAUGAAUUUGGAAAAUAUAUUUUGAAAAAAAAAUUUUUUUUUAUUUAAAAAAAAAUUUAACUAUUUUAAUUAUAAAUAAAAUAUUAUAAAUAUUUAAAUGUUGUAUAAAUUAUUGUGAAAAAUAAAUAUAAUGAAUUGAA
Messenger RNA from Condylostylus longicornis, 923 nucleotides. RefSeq lists its product as uncharacterized. Bases 137 to 808 code for a protein of 223 amino acids. NCBI's taxonomy places the organism in Eukaryota, Metazoa, Arthropoda, Insecta, Diptera, Dolichopodidae. The record is from RefSeq and is a predicted model, not a curated record. Gene Ontology annotation, molecular function: carbohydrate binding. The transcript has 4 exons.